Physcomitrium patens is the source of this 303-nucleotide messenger RNA. The record is from the annotation of a RefSeq genome assembly. NCBI's taxonomy places the organism in Eukaryota, Viridiplantae, Streptophyta, Bryopsida, Funariales, Funariaceae.
AUGGAUCUAGUAAAAUAUUUAACAUUUUCUAUGAUUCUUUUUCUUUUAGGUAUUUGGGGGAUUUUCUUGAAUAGAAAAAACAUCCUUAUUAUGUUAAUGUCAAUUGAGUUAAUGUUACUUGCAGUCGAUUUAAACUUUUUGGUAUUUUCGGUUUAUUUGGAUGAUAUGAUGGGUCAAUUAUUUGCUUUAUUUGUUUUAACGGUGGCAGCAGCGGAAUCCGCUAUUGGGCUGGCCAUUCUGGUUAUAACUUUUCGAAUUCGUGGGACUAUUGCAGUGGAAUUUAUUAAUUGCAUGAAGGGAUAA